CACCGCCGCCGGCGCCGAGCAGGACCAGACCCGUCGGUCGGGCUUUGAGUGGCUGGAAAUUCCCGUCCUCGGCGGCUCCUCCCCCGCAGAAAUCCCCUCGCCGGGGUGUAUAUGCCCCGCGCCGCCGCCGCCGCCGCUCACUCUCCGGCAGCCGCAGCUCCGCCGCCAUGAUCAGCGCCAGCCGCCUCGUCGAGCCGCCGGUGAUGGAGGGCUACGAGCCACCGAAGAAGGAGCGUCAGGGCGGGUUCCCGCUCGACGAUCGCCACGACAGCGGCCUGGACUCCAUGAAGGAGGAGGAGUACCGGCAGCUGGUGAAGGAACUGGAGGACAUACGCCUGCAGCCCCGCGAACCGCCCGCCUGGGCACAGCAGCUGACAGAGGACGGGGACACUUUUCUCCACUUGGCAAUUAUUCACGAAGAGAAAGCGCUGAGCCUGGAGGUGAUCCGGCAGACCAGCGGGAACCGUGCUUUCCUGAACCUCCAGAACAACCUCAGCCAGACUCCUCUUCACCUGGCAGUGAUCACUGAUCAGCCUGAGAUUGCUGAGCACCUUCUGAAGGCUGGAUGCGACCUGGAAAUGAGGGACUUCCGAGGAAACACUCCCCUCCACAUUGCCUGCCAGCAGGGCUCCCUGCGGAACGUCGGUGUCCUCACACAGCACUGCCAGCCUCACCACCUCCUCACUGUCCUACAGGCCACUAACUACAACGGACAUACCUGUCUCCAUUUGGCAUCUAUUCAGGGAUACCUGGCUAUUGUUGAAUACUUGCUGUCCUUGGGAGCAGAUAUAAAUGCUCAGGAGCCAUGCAACGGCAGAACCGCACUACAUUUGGCUGUUGACCUGCAGAAUUCAGACCUGGUGUCACUUCUGGUGAAACAUGGGGCAGAUGUGAACAAAGUGACCUACCAGGGCUAUUCCCCCUGUCAGCUCACAUGGGGAAGAGACAACUCCAGCAUACAGGAACAGCUGAAGCAGCUGACCACAGCCGACCUGCAGAUGUUACCAGAAAGUGAGGAUGAGGAGAGCAGUGAAUCAGAGCCCGAAUUCACUGAGGAUGAACUUAUGUAUGAUGACUGCCUUAUUGGAGGACGACAGCUGGCAUUUUAAAGCAGAGCUUUCUGUGAAAAGAAGUGACUGUGUACAUAUGUAUAGAAAAAGGACUGACUUUCUUCUAAAGUCAAAGAUGCAAUGCAGAGGGAAAAACCAGGAGGGAAAUAUUACACUGCCCAGCAAGGAGCACAUAACUGUAACAGGACAGUACCAGGUUCUGGCUUGUGUUUAAAUUACAGGAGUGGGAUGUGUAACACCCAUAGAGAUCUCUGGUUAUUCACAUCACCUGAUAAAGAGCCCCAUAGCCAAUCUUCUCAGCCCUGUGAAGGUAACAGUCUACAUAUUCAACCUGCUAGUUACAGAGAGCUGUCUUGUGGCAUUAAGUAUCAUUAGGAACACGUGUCCUCUCGUGGCAAGGCAGGCUCACAGCAACACCCCCAUCUUCUUGGAGAUUGUAUGUUACUUUGCAUUGGACUGGUGGUGCUUCCUGACCUUACUGACUGACCUCGGCAGCUCUCAGUGGGGCAUUGCAGGAGAAGGCGGCAAACCAAGGGACUGGUGACCUCCUGGCUGUGCAGAGAAAGUAGCAAUGAUGUGAACUGUGGGCAUUGGAAACAAAUGUGUUUCACACCAUGUGUGUCAUAAUUGCUACACUUUUUAGCAAUUGUACAUUGUGUAAAUACUGUACAUGUUUGUUUAUAAUUAUUUUGGUACAUGUGAGAUAUGUAUUUAUUAAAAAAAUAUUGCUGUA
Colius striatus (speckled mousebird) is the source of this 1803-nucleotide messenger RNA. It is a transcript of the gene NFKBIA, whose product is annotated as NFKB inhibitor alpha. Gene Ontology annotation, molecular function: protein binding. The transcript is spliced from 6 exons. The coding region runs from base 168 to 1109 and encodes 313 amino acids. The record is from RefSeq and is a predicted model, not a curated record. Lineage: Eukaryota; Metazoa; Chordata; Aves; Coliiformes; Coliidae.